Molecule: messenger RNA, 2857 nt
Organism: Ilex paraguariensis (yerba mate)
Lineage: Eukaryota; Viridiplantae; Streptophyta; Magnoliopsida; Aquifoliales; Aquifoliaceae
Source: the annotation of a GenBank genome assembly
CUUUAAUUCAAAUUGAGGGUUCUUGGAGAUUUUCAGGGUAUCGAAGACAAUGGUUUAUUAACUCAAUAAUGUUCCUGUGAAUUGGUCAAUAUUGCCGAUGAAGACUUGAAACGAGAGAUUUUUGUCUUUUUCAAUUUUAUUUUUUUAAAAAUCAAAUUUAGGGUUCUUGUAGAUUUAUAGGGUAUUCAAGACAAUGAAGGCUAUGGAGACUUUGCAAGAUCUGAUCGAAGAAGCUAAAGUUCGAACGGUUUGGUGGGUUCUGUGUAUAUUCGUUAUCUCUUACUUCUUAUCACACACAAGUAAAUCAAUGUGGAUGAAUGUUCCAGUAACACUUCUAUUGGUCUCUGGAUUUCGAAUUUUAUUUAAUGAGGUGGAGUUCACUUGGAAGGUUCGAAAUGUCCGCCGACAGACAUAUUUGUCACACUUAGAAAAGAAGCAAUUGUCUGUGAAUGAUUCUCGUCUGUCUACCUCACCGCCACCGCCUAAAUGGAAGAGAAAAAUUGAUUCUCCUUUAGUAGAGGCUGCAAUGGAGGACUUUAUUAACAAGCUUUUGCAAGAUUUCGUUGUAGAUUUGUGGUAUUCAGAUAUCACGCCCGACAAGGAGGCCCCCGAGUUGAUACAUGCAAUAAUCAUGGAUGUUCUUGGUGAAAUUUCUGCAAGAGGCAAAGAAAUAAACCUUGUUGACUUGCUUACAAGGGAUAUGGUAGACCUAAUAGGGGAUCACUUAGACCUUUUCAGAAGAAAUCAAACUGCUAUUGGGGUGGACGUUAUGGGAACAUUAUCUUCUGAAGAGAGGGAUGAAAGGUUAAAAUACCAUCUCAUGGCUUCUAAGGAGCUUCACCCUGCGCUGAUAUCUCCCGAGUGUGAGUACAAGGUUCUUCAGCGGCUCAUGGGUGGAGUCUUAGCAAUAGUAAUGAGACCACGGGAAGCCCAGUGCCCCCUUGUUCGAUGCAUUGCCCGAGAACUUUUAACCUGUUUGGUGAUGCAACCUAUUAUGAAUUUUGCUAGUCCCGGGUAUAUUAAUGAGUUGAUUGAAUAUAUUUUUCUUGCUAACCAAGAUGGGGAGGUUAAAGAGUCUGAAGGCAAUCAGUCGCCAUAUAUGGAGGGUCACAUCCAUGAUCAUGCCGUUGCUGCAGACCGUUUACAAAGUGGUGAAUCUACUUUGGGAAAUAGUGCGCCUUCUUAUAAUCAAGGGACCGAUAUGACGGUGUCUAGACCUGACAAUCAAAGAGAAGUAUCCCUAGAUGCUUCUGGAAAGUCCUCUAACACAAAUCAAGAUGAGUUCAUGCAGGGGCGGCCUGCUGACUGGGCUCUAAUCCUUGAGGCAGCUACCCAGAGAAGAACAGAAGUUCUUAUGCCUGAAAACCUUGACAACAUGUGGACCAAAGGAAGAAAUUAUAAGAAGAAGCUUCAGAAGAAUGCUAUUGUAGGACUUCAGGUUCCUGUACCAAAGGGUUCAACAAACAGUGGCAUGACUACAAAAGCUUUGGGGAAGGACAUAUCAACACAGAAGCCUGAAAGUUCUUAUUCUACCGUGGUGGAAGAUAAAGAUUUAGUGCAGUUGCCACCAAUGCCUCAUCCACUAAGUGAUCGAGACACUAAUGCAAUACAUUUGUCUCAGGAUUUGAACAAGGAAUUAUCUUUUGGUGGAGUCUGUCUUGUUGAUGAUUUGGAGGAUACUACUGCUGUUGUUUCUAGUGGGAACAAAAGUAGGCUUAAAAGAUCUAAUAGCACUUCUGAUUUAAAAGUUCAACCAACAUUUGAAGAUGCAUUUACGAGCAAGGUUGGUGGAUCCAUUAUAUCGGAGUUCUACAGCCCUGAUUUUGGUAGUCGUAGUGAAGUACAGAAGAUUAAGAGUGCUUCAGACAUGGUUCUACUGGGUGAGGGAUCACAUGUUCAAAAGCUUAAGUGCCGGGUUAUAGGAGCAUAUUUUGAGAAACUUGGGUCAAAAUCUUUUGCAGUCUAUUCAAUUGCAGUGACAGAUACUGACAAGAGCACUUGGUUUGUGAAAAGAAGAUACAGGAAUUUUGAGAGAUUGCAUCGACAUCUUAAGGACAUUCCUAAUUAUACAUUACAUUUGCCUCCAAAGAGGAUAUUCUCGUCGAGCACAGAGGAUGCUUUUGUUCAUCAGCGCUGCAUUCAGCUUGAUAAGUAUCUGCAAGAUCUCUUGUCAAUAGCUAACGUUGCUGAGCAGCAUGAAGUGUGGGAUUUUUUGAGUGUUUCCUCUAAGAAUUACUCGUUUGGAAAAUCUUCUUCAGUGAUGAGAACUCUGGCAGUAAAUGUGGAUGAUGCUAUGGAUGAUAUUGUACGCCAGUUCAAAGGGGUUUCAGAUGGCUUAAUGCGGAAAGUUGUUGGCCCAUCUUCCAGUUAUGAACCUGCUUUUUCAGUUCCAGGCCAGAACUUGUCCUGGAAUUCAGAUGACAUAAACAAACUGGUUCUAAGGCGAACUACCACAGAGUCAGCUAAUAGUUUUUCAGAUAAUGACAAUGGUGAUAAAGAUGGAAGCCAUGGCCAUGAGGACAUAGGAUCCAGUGCUCAAGCCACUGGAUGGCAUUCAGACAAUGAAUUAAACUUGAAGGGGUUCCCUCCGCGAGUUAUCAAACGUGAGUUCACAAGCUUAGAUUCUGGGAAGAAACAUGGUUCAGGGGUGCAAUCUAUAUCAGUUAAUGUUGGUGGAUAUCCUGUGGCAAAUUUUCCAUCAAGGUUUGAUCAGCUAGAGGAUCCAAUGGGAGUGCCACCAGAGUGGACACCACCUAAUUUAAGCGUACCUGUGUUGAAUCUAGUGGAUAACAUAUUUCAACUUAAGAGAAGAGGCUGGCUAAGCUCUAGCAUUCAACCACCAUUUGUCAUCCUUUAG